Messenger RNA from Nematolebias whitei (Rio pearlfish), 1374 nucleotides. RefSeq names its product phosphatidylinositol-4-phosphate 5-kinase, type I, beta a (gene pip5k1ba). The record is from RefSeq and is a predicted model, not a curated record. The coding region runs from base 1 to 1374 and encodes 457 amino acids. Gene Ontology annotation, molecular function: phosphatidylinositol kinase activity. Gene Ontology annotation, biological process: phosphatidylinositol metabolic process. The transcript has 12 exons. Lineage: Eukaryota; Metazoa; Chordata; Actinopteri; Cyprinodontiformes; Rivulidae.
AUGCAUUACAGCCAGCCCACACCAGAGGUGCUGAAAGGAGCCAUCCAGCUGGGCAUCGGCUACGCUGUGGGCAACCUCAGCUCCAAACCAGACCGAGACGUCCUCAUGCAGGACUUCUCUGUGGUGGAGACCGUCUUCUUGCCCAGUGAUGGAAGCAACCAAACUCCAGCGCAUCACUUCCCUGACUUCCGUCUGAAAACGUACGCCCCGCUGGCGUUUCGCUACUUCAGGGAACUCUUUGGUAUCAAACCCGAUGACUACCUGUACUCCUUCUGUAACGAGCCGCUGAUCGAGCUGUCCAAUCCCGGAGCCAGCAGCUCCUGGUUCUACCUGACGAGCGACGACGAGUUCAUCAUCAAGACGGUGCAGCCCAAAGAGGCCGAGUUCCUGCAGAAGCUGCUUCCUGGUUACUACAUGAACCUGAACCAGAACCCGCGGACGCUGCUGCCCAAGUUCUACGGCCUGUACUGCAUCCAGUGCGGCAGCGUGACGGUGCGCGUGGUGGUCAUGAACAACGUUCUGCCGCGCGCCAUGAACAUGCACUACAAGUACGACCUGAAAGGCUCCUCGUACAAACGGCGCGCCUCGCACAAGGAGCGCGCCAAGGCCUCGCCCACCUUCAAAGACCUGGACUUCCAGGACAUACACGAGGGGCUGUUCUUCGACCCCGACACCUACAACGCCCUGAUGAAGACGCUGCAGAGGGACUGCCGGGUUCUAGAAAGCUUUAAGAUCAUGGACUACAGUCUGCUGCUGGGGAUCCACGUGUUGGACAGGAAGCCUCUGAGCCGGGGAAGCCGAUGCGACAGCCGGAGGGGACAGAAAGUCCUCUACUCCACCGCCCUCGAGUCCAUCCAGGGGAGCGUCAAGGAUCCAGAACCAGUGGCCGAUGACGACACACUUGGAGGAAUUCCUGCCAAACACAAGGAUGAGAACCUGCUCAUCUUUUUAGGAAUCAUCGACAUCCUUCAGUCCUACAGGUUCAUGAAGAAGGUGGAACACUCCUGGAAGGCUCUUGUUCACGACGGGGACACGGUGUCGGUCCACAGGCCCAGUUUUUACGCAGACAGAUUUCUGAAGUUCAUGGGGACGACGGUUUUCAAGAAGUUUCACCCUCUACGAGGAGCGUCCUCCAGGAGGAAGAGGGGCUCCCUCCACGCAAAUCAAGCUAAGUCCUACUCCCAGGAGGUCCUGUCCCCACUGUGGGAGUUGAAGGACGAGAAGAAGGCCCAGAGCCUGGACAACCUGGAUGGAAACUUUUACAGUUCCUCCAAACAACCAGAUCUUCUUCCAACAUCUGCGCUCACUCACGAGUCCAACCAGAACCCAGAAGAGGACCCAGGAAACAGAGGGCCACUGUCCUGCAUGUUUUAG